UCUAAUAUAAAGUGAGUGGAAUUAUCAGUGUCACUUUAGAAAACAAAAUAAAACGUUUAAUAUAAAAAAAAUAUGGUUAUUAUAACUUCAUUGUUUAUAACUCUCAUAUUAGUUAAUGUAGGACAUGGCUUUGUAUGCCCAGAAUGCAACAAAUCGUUAUGUAAAGAGGUUUCUUGUGGACUGGGACAAGAAUUGAAACCCUCGCCUGCAACAUGUGGUUGUUGUGAUACUUGUUUCACUAUAUUAUAUGAGGGUGCUGAUUGUGGACAAUUUGCUUAUAUACUUCCUUCCACGUCCACAACAGUUUGUGCCAGAGGCUUAACUUGCUACGCCGGAAAAUGUCAAAAUGAACAGAAAGUUAUCCAAAAAUUAAGAGAAUCUCAAACGAAAACAAACAACUAAAAUAUUUUACAUUAGACUGUUGUACCAUUAUACAAAAAAAUUUGUAUAAAAAAUUCUAAAUAUAAUAAA
Messenger RNA from Diorhabda sublineata, 471 nucleotides. RefSeq lists its product as uncharacterized. The transcript is spliced from 2 exons. Bases 73 to 402 code for a protein of 109 amino acids. Lineage: Eukaryota; Metazoa; Arthropoda; Insecta; Coleoptera; Chrysomelidae. The record is from RefSeq and is a predicted model, not a curated record.